UAGAUUUGUAUAGACGACACCUUAUUCUGAAAGAACACAACCGGAAGUCUUGUUCCUAGGUAAACUGUUUCACCCGACAUUGGAGGCAGUAGCCAUGGACGAGUAUCACACAGAGGAUGAGACUGUGUUCGUAGUUGAAGAAGUGAGCGAAAUUAUUAAAGAGUCAGUGGAAACAGCAAUAGGAGGAAAUACCUACCAGCACAACAGAGUGAACCAGUGGACCACCAGUGUAGUGGAGCAGUGCCUCGGUCAGCUCAGCAAGCUGAAGAAGCCUUUCAAAUAUAUUGUAACCUGUAUCAUCAUGCAGAAGAACGGAGCAGGUCUGCAAACAGCCAGCGCAUGCUUCUGGGACAACUCAAGUGAUGGAAGCUGUGCAGUGAGAUGGGAGAACAAGUCCAUGUAUUGUAUCGUCAGUGUUUUUGGGCUGGCCAUUUGAAUCAACCACGACGUACCUGAAGUGAACCAGCAUGUUGUAUUUGGUUGUGUUGGCUAUAUUUGAAUAAACAUAUAUUUUUAAUGAUGCAUAA
Messenger RNA from Scatophagus argus, 527 nucleotides. It is a transcript of the gene dynlt1b, whose product is annotated as dynein light chain Tctex-type 1b. Gene Ontology annotation, molecular function: dynein intermediate chain binding. The coding region runs from base 95 to 436 and encodes 113 amino acids. The transcript is spliced from 5 exons. The record is from RefSeq and is a predicted model, not a curated record. NCBI's taxonomy places the organism in Eukaryota, Metazoa, Chordata, Actinopteri, Scatophagidae. Gene Ontology annotation, biological process: microtubule-based movement. Gene Ontology annotation, cellular component: cytoplasmic dynein complex; cytoplasm.